UCACAUGCCUUGGGCCGACACUUUGUUGAGUGUUUAUUGCAAGGCUCACAGUAAGACUAUGGGAUAUUUAGGGACCCUGGCAGAACCAUGCCAGCCAGAAGAGAUCGAAGUUAGCGUGGAAAGGAAUUAGUUCACCAUGUUGUGCUUUGUCUCACAACCAAACUCCGUUGUUUUGGAAGUUGAAGUGGAUCCGCGCGCCGACGGCCAAGACUGUCUCGAUAAAGUCAGUGAACAACUUCACAUCAUCGAGCAGGACUACUUUGGGCUCCAGUACCGAGGCAGUAAAGGGGAGACGUUAUGGCUGAACCUGCGGAAUCGGAUCGACGAUCAGAUUGGAGGAGCCCCUCCUUAUCGCUUCAUGUUCCGGGUGAAGUUCUUUGUGGAACCCCACUACUUACUUCAGGAUGAAACAAAGCACCACUUUUACCUACAAGUGAAACAAGAACUGCAGUCCAAGAAAUAUGAAUUAACAGAUACACCUCAGGCUGUGAAGAUGUUGGCCCUGCUGUGUCAGGCAGAGCACGGGGAUGCAACAACCAACUCCUUCCAGCAGAAUGUGUACACGCAGAUGAUGCAAGGACUCUGUGAACCCACGGAGGAUAUCCUCAAUAUGGUGUAUGAGGAACAUUGUGAACUCCGGGGAAUGACGGCGGUGAACGCAGAAUAUCACUUACUUCAGGAGGUGUCCGAGCUGCCUACAUAUGGUACAGAGUUCCAUGAUGCCAAGAGAACAUCUGGAGAGCCAACCAAGAUUGGAGUUGGACCUGAAGGAUUGUCCAUGUAUAAUGUCGAGACAAACAAGAUGGAUAGGAUUGCUUAUGCCUUAAUCCAAAUGGCAACCCAUAUGGAUCAGAAAGUUAUCCUCCGAGUGUUCGAUGAGAAGGGAGAGCCAAGUAUCCAUCUUGUGUUUCGGUUCAAAACCUGCAAAGCUGCCAAUGCCUUGUACCGCUGUGUGACGGAGAUGCAUUCCUUCUACCGCUGCGACACAGUCCGGGAAGAUGUGUCCACACAGUUCUGCAGAGACCUCAAAGGAACAAUCUGCUCGAUAUUCAAUGAAAAUACUUCACUGGGUAAGAAGUACAUCUUUGACAUUCGACGUACAUGUCGAGAGGCUUAUGACCACGCAAGAAGGAAACUGUGGACUGCAAACCAAGAUGGUGAAAAGAUGAAUGGAGCCGAACCUCUUCGGCGUAGUCGUGAAAGCAUUGUCUGUGAUAACAAUGAGAAUGCCAUUGUUAGAACUGAGUGCCAGGAGCUGCGAGCCCGGCUAGCUAGUAUUGAAGAUUCCCUCCGCUGUGUAGUGUGCAUGGACAGACAAAUCUCAACAACAUUUUGUCCGUGUGGUCACGUGAUCUGUUGUUCCGAGUGUACACAACACAUAACAGAGUGCCCAGUGUGUCGCACGUCCAUAGACAAAGUGCAAAGGAUUUUCAUUCCAGGCCUUCACUUGGAGCCUCAGUGCUCUCACCUGUAGUGAGAAAAACUCCCGCCAAUAGUGCCUGGACGUGUGGGACAGCCUGCCAAUGCAACAACCCGGUGAUAUUGUUCUCGGAGCUGGUUCUUCGGGUAAUGUUUUAUCAAAUGUUUUUGUCGACAUCGAGGAUGUGCGAACGUUGGAGUUCGUUCUUGGAUAACAGCAGUGGAAAUGGACCAUGUGAUUACAUUUCGACAUUAUGCACAAACUUGCCUUCCCUGCUUUAAGCAGGAUGGAAACAUAUCCAGUCUGUUCCUUCGUACAAAUGACGAACAGCUUCAAUGUGAAUUUCCGUAGGUGUCAUCCUUGGUACAGAAUCCAGUGGAUGAUACUGGAUCGUUUUGUAAAUUGUCUGGAAUUGUACAGAUCUGACUUCAUUACUACAUUAACAACCCUUGUAGAUCAUUGCAUCAUUGGUAGACUAGCGCUUCAUUUCAUAAAACCAUACAUAUCUGUGAUACAUAAGAAAUUCCACGUUAACACAAAGCCAAAAAUAGCUGUAGCAGGACUGAGUAAGAAUAGCUUCAGGAUGAUGUGAAUAAUUAUGGUCUUGAGGUCCAAUAAUGGGAAUGAGGGUAACUCCAAAAAUUUGUUUGGGAAUUGGUGCUCUGAAGCCCUGCUUACCAUAACCAUGAAACUGUCAUGUCACAAAAUGGUUAAAUAUUUUUCUAUUGAAUAUGACGGAAUUAUUACAAUGUGCUUAUUCCUGAAACAUCCUUUGCGGGGCCUUGUAGUUCACCGGGGAUGUGUAUCCAUGGUAACAGGUUUCGCAGCAUAUAUUAUCUUGAUGUUACCUUGUUAAAAUCUAGUCAAAGAGAAUCAAAUCCUUUCCUUUUGGAGCAGUAUGGAUCAAUUUGAUAACCAUUCAGUACUUGUCCAUGAUGCUAAUUUAUUUCACAAUAUGAAGCUUAAUAAGGAAAGUAUUUCAAAGAUUUUCUUUAUCCAAAGUUAUACCAGUGGAAAUGAAGCUACUGGCAUUUGACUGAUAUAUUUUUAACUCUAUUCUGUUGUUAAAUUUCAGUUUCAAAACAAUAAAUUUAUGGCAUUGUUUACUGGAUAAAUGUAUGUUUAUUGAUCCAUGCGUUACAGCGUUUAUGAACUGUAGAUAUUACUGUUAUUUUAUAGAUUAUUAGAAACAAAAAUCUUUUUAACAGCAGACUGUUUUAACAUGUACACGUGAUAUUUAAGCUAUCAGUGUUGAGUUAUGUUAACUGUUAACAUUCCAUUAUACACGUUACCGUUCUUGCACUGGUUUUAAGCCAGUGCAUCUCAGGAAUACUCUUUAACUGUACUUAACUUUUAUAUCUUUGAAUGAUAGAGAUAGAUUUUAACAAUUCACAAAGAUUGUAAAGCCAGACCAAAUUAAUUACUUGUUUAAUUACAUAGUUCUUACCCCACAUAUUUUAAAAAUGAA
Molecule: messenger RNA, 2888 nt
Organism: Haliotis rubra (blacklip abalone)
Lineage: Eukaryota; Metazoa; Mollusca; Gastropoda; Lepetellida; Haliotidae
Product: E3 ubiquitin-protein ligase MYLIP-like
Biological process (GO): ubiquitin-dependent protein catabolic process
Cellular component (GO): cytoskeleton
Molecular function (GO): ubiquitin-protein transferase activity
Source: RefSeq, a predicted model, not a curated record